CCAUCGUAUAUCUGGCUGUUCGGACUGGUAAUAGGAGCCAGACACACAUGGAAUGGGUUCUGGAAAACGCUUUUUCAAUUGCCACAGCAGCAUUAUGAAGUCAUGAAUGGGAGGGAGCCUGCCUUGGGGUCCCCGCUGGGCUGCUGGCUGGGAGGCAUUUGGCUUGCUGGUGUGGGCGCUCAUCGCAAGUACGGCCUACCAAAACAUUCCAGCAUUCGGCUGGGUGAUGUUUGUAGCCAUCUUCUUCUGGCUGGUAACAGUCAUUCUGUUUGUGACGUAUCUACUGCAGCUGCAGAUGAAGCUCUACAUGAUCCCUUGGCCUCUUGUGUUAGUGAUCUUCAACGCAGCUGCAACUGUCCUGUAUGUGACUGCUUUUAUUACCUGCUCUGCCGCCGUUCAGCCUUCAUCAGUCGGGAAUCCUGGGGACUACAAUAAAAGAGCUGCUGCAUCAUUCUUUGCCUGCAUUGUGAUGAUAGCCUAUGGGGCAAGCGCUUUCCUCAGCUUCCAGGAAUGGAAAGGAUUUGGCAGCAAUGCAGCUACCAGUCAAGUGACCAACUAACCACCCCAAACACUGGGUCUCUUGAAGUCAGCUUAAAGCUAAUGGAUCGGGUGAGAGGGCUCAGUGGAUGUGUAUUGAGGGAAGGGGCCUCUCACUCAGAUCAAUGUAGGUCAGUACUGGCUGAAAAUGAUUACUGGCCAACAGCUGUUUGGUGGCCUACAUGGGGGCUGACACAUGGUCUGUUAAUCAGUCUUACUGUGGAAAAGUACCCCCAGCACAAACCUCACCUCAGUUGGCAUCCUUGAAUGGUGAAAGUCUAACUUGGGAAACUGAAGUCCCUGGAAUUAGUCUCUUCAUGUCAAAGUAGCUUAGGGGAAGUGUAUCCUUGGCCUGCCUAUGAGGAGGCAGUUCUGCUGUGCAGAGGACUUCAGUCACCAGGGCUGGCCAAUCCAGCACAGUUCACUGGCAGCAAAUUCACUAAAAAGCAAACCAAACGCUCCCCUAGCCACCUGCAACUCUAAUGUGGAAAUAAUGUAAAAUUAACCCUUUGGGCGGAGUGGUGGCAGAGCUGUGGGAAUGGAAGCUAGAUAAUGGUAUGAGACUGCAACUGUUUUAUUGAUUUCUAAAAUUUGAAGUACAAGUUAUGUUUUAAAAUAAAUCUUUCUAAAUCCAGCUGUUUGUCAAGGAAGUUUAGUGGAAACUUGCUUCUCUCCUGAAAAAGCCACUGUGAGGUAAAACUUGUAGCGAUAUGGAAAGCAAAGUGAUUUCACUUGCACAGUAAAGCAGUACUCACUGUGAGGGCCCUGUAGAUCCUCUUGUUGACCUCCUGUAGAUCACAGGACACCAGGACCAUCCUGCAUCUGCCCAGAAUCUGGUCUCAAAUGUACAGCUACCAAAUGUAUUGGGUUUGUCCAGUUCUUCUUUACUAUUUAAAUGUAGGGUGAAGCCAAAGGUUUGUCAUGCUUUGUACUUUAAGACAGAGAAGUCAGUAGGAAUUUUGCUAUUGACUUCAAUAUUUGGGUGAAAUCCUGGUCCCAUGGAACGAGGGAGAAGAAUCAGAUCAUUAAGGCUGCAGGUGAUCUCCAAAAAAAGAUAACACUGUGGUUGAUCUGGCAAUGACAAGAUGGGACCACAGCCCCAGCUGGGGAAAACUGAAGUAAUUCCAUUGACUUAAUAUCCGCAGGUGACAUGGUUACUCAAGUCCAACUUAUGAUAUUUAAGGGAGCUGUGGAGGUGGGAGGGAAGGAAAUCCUGAAAACUGCACUGGUAACCAACCUGGUUUUCCUUUGACAUAGUUUGCCUGUUCAGGAUUUUUUUAAAGCCUAUAGUUUGGGCUACUUUCUCACUUACAGGGGAAAUAGUUAAACAUUUUUCUCCUGCCUGUUUAGACCAAGCCCUGUCAUUCUUCUCUAUGCAGUUGACUCUAGCUCUAAACUGAUUGCAAGUUGCAGGAUAAUACCAAAAGCCCCCUUUAAAAAAAAAAAAAAAAAAAAAAAAAAA
Messenger RNA from Pelodiscus sinensis (Chinese soft-shelled turtle), 1999 nucleotides. RefSeq names its product plasmolipin (gene PLLP). Gene Ontology annotation, biological process: myelination. Gene Ontology annotation, molecular function: structural constituent of myelin sheath. Lineage: Eukaryota; Metazoa; Chordata; Testudines; Trionychidae. Gene Ontology annotation, cellular component: membrane. The record is from RefSeq and is a predicted model, not a curated record.